CGAAUUGAGAAUACAUAUUUUGUUUUUAUUUCAUGAGGAAAAAAGAAAAAUAAUAAAAAAUAAUGUGUGUAAUAGUUAACCGGUGAAAAUUCAACAGUAAUACUCUAGUUGUAGCAGAGUCAGUUAAAAAAAAGGUUUUUAAAGUAAAAAAUUAAACAAACUUUUUUUGCACACCUCGAUCUGUUUACCGGCUCCCUUUGAGCAUCAAAUUGUUAAUUCAUGGUGGCUACGCUAAGAUCACGGGCUCGAACAAUACCAGUGCUGGGUAAGCGCUAAUUAUUAUCGUACAGACAAAAUCGACGCUAAUUUCUUGCUAAUUAAACGGAAGAAUCGAAUUUUCGAACGUCUAAUUUGUUCGAAUUUAUCUUAAAUUAUAUUUUCGUCAACACAUGGGACUAUAAUAGAUACGAGUAAUUUUUUAGGUUAUGUAUAUGUAAAUAAAUAAAUAACUAUGAAAGCUUCUCUUGUUGUGUUGCUGUUUUUACAUAUAUCAUGUAUAUACGUCACUUCCUCGGAUGUAAAUUACGAUGACGGACUAGAAUAUUUAAUCCACGAACCCCAGGGGUAUUUUAGCAAGAUUGACAAUGAAAACUUACUGGAGAAUUCGAAAUGGAAUUCGAAAGACUAUGCUAUAGAUAAGAAAAGUUAUGUACCUGAAAUGGAGGAAGAAGAGGUAUAUAAUAAUGAAGAAGAUGGAAAUAUAACUGUGGAUAAUCCGGAAGAGGAAGAAGAAGGAGAAGAAGAAGAAGAUGGAGGCGAAGAAGAAAAUAACGAAAAUAAUGAGAAACGCGAAAAUGUUGCUGAAGCUUAUGACAAUGAUGAAAACAGCGACACCGAUAGUGACGUAACAGAGGAUGAUAGCGAUCCCAAUGACGCUAUUGAAAGUGAUGAAUCGGGUUCAGGGUCAGGGUCAGGUAAUGACGAAGAUUUAAGUUUUAAAAGAGAUGACCUUGCUAUGAAUCUCGAUGAUGUUGAAGAAGAAACCGAGUCAGGAAGUGGAGAUUCCGACACAAGUGAUUUAUACGAUAACAAUGACGAGCAGUCGUCUGAUUCUGAUGAAUCUGGUGCAUCCGAAACUUCCGAUGCUGAAUCGGGUUCAACAGACGAUAACGCUGAGUUUUCAACGUUCAACGAACAAAAAAAUACACCGAAAACAAAAUACAGUGCAGAAAUCAUCAAAAAAAAUGAAAUUCCUGUGCCACCAGUAAAAAGAAGUCAUAUAUCGGGAAAAAGACAAUAUAUAUCUCGUCCACGAUUUGUUGUUCGUAAUGGAUAUGUUUACAUGAAGGCACCACCAAUGACGCAAAAGACCAUCGUCACAACACAUAUCCCCCGUCCACCAAUGGUAAUGCCAUACAACACAUUCCUUCAUCGUUAUCGAGGAGGGGGCGGGUACGGAAUGGGACGUCGAAUGCCACAUUACAUGCUUCCACAACAACAACUUAUUGACGCGAGUGAUGACGGCUUUGAUGGCGACGAUCGUAGCGACGACGAAAGAAAGGAAGACAAGUGUCAUCCAAAUCCAUGCCACAACGGAGGUGUGUGCACUGAAGCUAAUGGACAGUAUGUCUGCACAUGCGCAGAAGGAUUUAAAGGAAUAAAUUGUCAAGAAUUGAACAGAUGUCAACCGAAUCCGUGUCACAAUGCAGGUACAUGCAACGAAAUCAGCAAUGAUUACGAAUGCAUGUGUCCAGCAGAAUACAUGGGGCGUGAUUGCACAGAGCUUAAUCAUUGUCAUAUGACACCAUGUUUAAACGGAGGAACAUGCUCUUCUUCGUUGGGUAUUAACUUAUCAGGUCUUGUGUCUUGUAUGUGUUUACCUGGAUUCAGUGGCUCGCGCUGUGAGAUUAAAGACAAAUGUCACGUGAACCCUUGUAAAAAUGGUGGAUCUUGUCACGAUGGUUUAUGUUCAUGUCUGGGUGGUUACACCGGUGAAUACUGCGAAACUGCACCAUCUCCUUGCUCAGUUUCACCGUGUUUAAAUGGCGGCACAUGUUUAACAAAAGGUUUAACUCAAUACAAGUGCAUAUGCAGACACGGAUUCCGUGGCAGUAACUGCGAGGAGGAAAGCCGAUGUGAACCGAACCCUUGCUUGAACGCAGGAGUUUGUCUUGACCAGGAUGACAAUUAUAAAUGUGAAUGCACUCAUGGUUUUAAAGGAACACACUGCGAAGAUGAAGUGUCGCCUUGUGAUACUAAUCCAUGCUUGAACGAAGCCACUUGUAUUGUUGAGUAUAACAAGUACAAAUGCUUAUGCAAAUCAGGAUACAAAGGUUUAAAUUGUGAAGAUCUCGACAAAUGCCAUCGUCAUCCAUGUAAAAAUGGCGGCAGUUGUACGGCAGAUGGUGACGACGUACGUUGCGAAUGUGCUUCCGGAUUUAAGGGUAUACUAUGCGAGGAACAAGAUCACUGCUUUCCAAAUCCAUGCUUAAACUCUGGUGUUUGUUAUGAAAACGCAGAGUCAUAUACGUGCCAGUGCGGAAGUGGCUUUAGAGGAUCGCACUGUACAGAACGAGAUCCUUGCCAUCCAAGUCCAUGUCACCACGAUGCCGUUUGUAUUCCCGAGGGAGAAGAUUUCCGAUGCCAGUGUAGUUUAGGAUGGGCUGGAGUCACAUGUGAAGAGGAAGACAGAUGCCAUCCGAACCCGUGCUUGCAUGGCGGUGUCUGUGUAUCUCAUGGAAGCACUCAGUAUGAGUGUCAUUGUCCGUCCGGAUUUAGCGGAAUAAACUGCGAAGUAGAUGCUUUACCAGUUGAACACCACGUGUUUGAUGAACAUACUGAAACAGCACCAAGCUGUCGCAACACUCGAUACGGUUGUUGCCCCGAUGGCGAAAACGCCGCAAAUGGUCCAAGUGCGGCUGGUUGUCCAGCAUUUCACUACGAACCAUCAGGAUAGAUAAAUGCACAGUAAUAUAUAUGCACAUACACUGAAUAUCAUCGUGAAUUAUCUGAUUGGCCAGAAAGACAUAAUACACAUAAUUGGCGCUGAAGCAUAACUGAAAUAUAUGUAGCAAGAACAUUCUCCGCAAAACAUUCAACAUGAAGAAAGAUAGCAGUGGACUAAGUACGAAAGUGGCCGUUAUUAAUACCCGCUCCUGAAGCGAACCUUUCUAUUAUCUCCUGAAUAAUAAAGAUUCCUGACGAUAUUUAUACAAGCAAAA
Messenger RNA from Hydractinia symbiolongicarpus, 3161 nucleotides. RefSeq names its product fibropellin-1-like. The transcript has 14 exons. Bases 452 to 2896 code for a protein of 814 amino acids. The record is from RefSeq and is a predicted model, not a curated record. Gene Ontology annotation, biological process: heterophilic cell-cell adhesion; establishment or maintenance of epithelial cell apical/basal polarity. Lineage: Eukaryota; Metazoa; Cnidaria; Hydrozoa; Anthoathecata; Hydractiniidae. Gene Ontology annotation, molecular function: calcium ion binding. Gene Ontology annotation, cellular component: protein-containing complex; plasma membrane.